GUGUUCACACCUCUCUCCAUUCUAGUACCGUAAUCAUUGACUAAAUGCUUUUGAUCAGUAUCAUUUUUUUUCAAUAGUGGUUCUUAUUGAUUCCUAUUGGGUGUACUAUGGAGAAAUCUAUACAUCUUCUCUUUUCAAGUUCAAGUAAUACGCGUUUGCCCCUCCCUCUCCCUUGGUCUCUUUAUAUUUGGGUCUAAUUCUAAAGCAGCAGUAGCUCCCUACGCCUCCUCCAAAGCACAUACAUAGUUUCACGUGACAAAUCAAAUGGAUAGCGAUGAAUUUGAGAGCUUUGAAAUGAGAGUUGAUGCAAUAACAAGUUAUAGUUGGAGAGUAGAUAGUAUGAUAAGGAGUGAGACUGCGUCAAAUUUGGGAGAAUCCCCUCUUCCUAGUUUUGAUUCCCGAGUUGACAGAGCCAUAAGGAGUAGGACUCCAUCGUCAAUGUCAAAUUUUGAAUCAUCCCCUCUCCAUACUUUUCCACGAUUAUUCACCCUGCGUGAGCUUAAAGAAGCCACCAACAAUUUCUCAGUUGGGAACAAGAUUGGUGUUGGAAGCUUUGGUGAUGUCUACAGAGGCAAACUCUUUGAUGGUGGUGAGGUGGCAAUCAAAAGUGAUGGUUUCUGGUCAAAGGGUCUAAAUAACUCUGAAUUGGCCAGCUGGUCCCGUCUACCACCCCACAAGCACUUGGUUGGGGUAGUUGGGCUCUGUCAAGAGAAUGGUGAGAGGUUCUUGGUGUAUGAGUACAUGAAGAAUGCGUCCUUGUAUGAUCAAUUGCAUGACAAGCAUAGCAGUGUGUUUAAUUCGUGGAAAAUGAGGAUCAAAAUUGCUUUGGAUGCUUCCCGGGGAAUACAACAUGUUCAAAACUAUGCGGUUCCAUAUGUUCACAGAGGAGUAAUGAAGUCUUCCAACAUUCUUCGUGCUCACCCCUGA
Cajanus cajan (pigeon pea) is the source of this 927-nucleotide messenger RNA. The record is from RefSeq and is a predicted model, not a curated record. NCBI's taxonomy places the organism in Eukaryota, Viridiplantae, Streptophyta, Magnoliopsida, Fabales, Fabaceae.